This is a messenger RNA of Engraulis encrasicolus (European anchovy), 6492 nucleotides long. RefSeq names its product sperm flagellar 2 (gene spef2). Gene Ontology annotation, biological process: sperm axoneme assembly. Gene Ontology annotation, cellular component: sperm midpiece; manchette. NCBI's taxonomy places the organism in Eukaryota, Metazoa, Chordata, Actinopteri, Clupeiformes, Engraulidae. Bases 89 to 5449 code for a protein of 1786 amino acids. The transcript is spliced from 38 exons. The record is from RefSeq and is a predicted model, not a curated record. Gene Ontology annotation, molecular function: protein binding.
UUGUGUUAUCGUGCUACCUGGAAAGCAUAAGUCAUGGAAGCCCCUAUCUUAUAGCAAUCACUAGAUUUGUAUAUUUUAUCUUGAGAAAAUGUCUGACAUAUUGUGUCGAUGGCUGAAUUCAGAGCUUCGCCUGUCCAAAGUCAUUGAGCAGUCAACUAUUUCGAGAGACUUUUCAAACGGGUAUUUGAUCGGUGAAGUCCUGCAUAAGUUUGAACUCCAGAAUGACUUCGAGCUGUUUUCCAAGAGCAGCUCCUCAAAUGCCAAGCUCAACAACUUUACCCGGAUCGAGCCCACCCUGCAUCUGCUGGGGGUGCCCUUUGACCUGGCCAUGGCCAAGGCGAUGAUGCAGGCCCAGCCUGGGGCGGCGUCACGGCUCCUUUACCAGCUCUACAUCCUGCUGCAGAAGAAGAAGAAAGCCGGCCUCACUGGCACAGAGAUGGAAACCAUGCAGCCCGCCGCCACAGCUCGACUGCACCGGGUGGAAAAUAGCAUCUACACCAAUCGUCUUAAAACUGUGGUGAAGAGAGGGGCUGAACUCAAGAUGCAGAUGAUCACUGAACGCUAUGAGAUGAAAGCGCAGAAGAUGUACAACAAGUCAGUCUUGGCAGAUCUGGUGAAGGACCAGAAACGGCUACAGGAGCAAGAGCUGAUGCGACUUGAAGACAUAGAGAAGCACAGACUAGCUCGCAAGAAGCAACAGGAGCUGAUGAGCCGCAUCCUGACGGCGGGCCUGCAGAUCCCCAAGCCACCCCCAAACCGCACCCUCAAGGCCCUCCACAGGCAACGUCAGCAGAAACAGCAUCUCGAGGCCAAGAAUGUCCAACUGGAAAUCGCCCAGUUUGAGAAGAUCAGAAAGAAGCUGUCUCCACCUCCUCCAGACUUGAGUGGUAUGGAGGGGUCGUAUGACAUGAGCACGGCUGCUGGCCAGGUGCUGCACCACACGCUGAGCCCAGAGGAGAUGACCAAGGCCAAUGCCCAGUACAUCCAGAGAAUCCGCCAGAGGCUGGAGGAGGACGCGGCCGCACGCGAGCAGAGAGAGAAGAGACGACGACGGGUACUGGUGGAGCAGCUACGGGCACACGAGGCCCAGGAGGAGGCGCUGCGUGAGGGCCAGCUGGUGGAGCGGCUGAUGCGUCAGUCUCAGCACGAGAAGAGGCUGGCGGUGCAGCUGAUGCAGGUGCGGCAGCAGAAGGAGGUGCUGCGGCAGAACCGCAUCCAGCACGAGAGGCAGUUCCAGGAGCAGCGCCUACGUGACUUCCAGGAGGCCUUAGAUAGGGAAGCGGUUCUAGCGCAGCAGGCCAAAGUGGAGCGGGCGGAGGAGGCCCGCAGGGAGAUGGAGCUCCACGACCGGCUGGCGGCCGAGUGGGCCCAGGCGCGCUACAGGAAACACUACAACUUCUGCAGGGAGGUCCUGGAGCAGGUGGUGGACCUUGCCACGCGUUGUGGAGAGUACCGCCUCUUCACAGCAAAUCUGGUCCCAGGUAAGAUGAUGCGCGAGUGGAAGGAGCUGUUCUACAGUGGGAAGCCGCUGUACGAGCUGGCGUGUGUGGACCCCGUGCCUGAAGAGCCCACUCCAGAGCAGCUACUGGAACUGGAGAAGGAGGAGCUGCUCAAUGACCAGGACUUUGAGGACUAUGUGAGCAUGUCAGGUGAAUGGGCUUGGAAGGAGGACGGGCAACAUAAAUCUCCGCCGACCAACAAUGACAUCUUGGGCCAUGUGGUGUAUCGGCUGCAGAACAUCGUUAACCCGCCCAAGCCGGGCACCCCGCCCCCCCUCUUCCCCCGCUUCACGCUCCGAGCCUGCGUCCUAGGGAAAGUGCUGUCCGGGAAGACCAUGUGCCUGACCAAGAUCGCACAAGUUCAUGGCAUCCAUGUGCUGUCCCCCACGGUUCUCAUUCAGCAAGCCCUCGCUGCGUAUAAGGCUGGACACACUGAAGAGGAGAAAGAGAUUGAGACUGUCGAGAGUACCGAUUCCAUUGACAUGAAUGGGGAUGUGCCAGAGAAAGAGAGUGUGAAAGAGGUCCUCGCUUUAUCUGACUCAGAUGAGAAUGCAAAGCCGGAGGGAGCUUCACAGAAAGACCUCGUCACUUCUCAGAUGUCCAUGAGAGCGCAGCAUGGAGCAGCAGUGCAGAGGAUCCUGAGGAAGGGGAAAGCUGUCCCCAAUCCCCUCCUAGUUGACAUCAUCGUUGACGCCAUCAGGGAGGUGCCCGCUGGGUGCGGCUGGAUCCUGGACGGCUUCCCAAUGAACGUGGAGCAGGCCAAGCUCCUGGAGAUGGCCCUGAGCGGCUCGGACCCCAACAAGAAGCCGGGCAAGGUCCGCAGGACCAGCCUGGCGGUGGACAUGAAGAACGCCUCCCAGGAGGCACCACAGCGGCCCAAGGUGCUGGACCUAGCGCUCCUCAUGGAGGUGGCCGAUGACGUCGUGCUGAGCCGCGCCGCCCAGCAGGACACUACAGUGGAAGGCUUACCUGCACAAGAAACCGAACAGAGUCAAGCACUUGAGGGAGACGAGUCCACUGAGGCUCAAGAACAGCAAGUCACCUCCAGCUCUGACUCCACCCUAAACCAGCUACAACAUUGCUUAACAGGUUUUCAGGACAGCUGGCCCAAACUGGAGAAGUGGCUCUCAGCCAAGGAUAAAAACAUCCUGGUAAGGCUCAAUGCUCAAGAAGACACAGAGACGGUCUUCAAACAGCUCGAACAAAUUCUCCACGAGACCAUGACAGCCAAGGAGAAAGCUGAGACUCCGACACUAGUGCAGUUGACGACGUCGGCCCCGAUCCUGGUGGCUGUCUCUGCGUCCGAUACCACCACCUCUGCCUCCCCGUCUGCACUGGCACAGGAGGCAGCUAGCAACAAGCGAUCACGAUCCAAGUCCACCGGCCAGUCUCCCAGAACAUCCUAUAGUUACCUUGAGGGAGUGAAAAAAUCAACCCUUGAGGUGAAAGACUCACGCCGGCAGCUCUCAGGAAACGCUCUUGCAGCGGGGCGAAGGCACUCUAUACUGUCGUCUACGGAGAUGUCGCUGGGAGAGAACGGCACUCGACCCACCUCCCCAGCCGCUGUGCCUGGGUCAGCCGACUGGGUGUACGUGGAUGAGCCUGUGCCCAAGGAUGUGUCUGACUAUUUGGUGCCCUACUGGGACAAUGUAUGUGACGCGUACGUGCUGAACGUGAAGUCAGUGAUGCAGAACUUGCGUCGGGAGAGGAACCUGAUCAUCCAUCAUCUACACAAUAUCCGGGAUGAGUUUAAGCUGUACCUGCGGCGUCCGGACCUGAAACAGGAGUUUGUGAACCAAUGGCAACAGGACCACAACGGCAUCACAGAGGACAUGAGGGAGGACGAGGAGACCAAGGCAGAGCUGCACCAGCGCCUAGAUGACUUGCGUGAGCGUUUGUGGGACAUCUGUGACCGGCGUAAGGAGGAGGCGGAGCAGGAGCGGGCGGCGCUGACGGAGGACGGUUGGCUGGAGGACCACACCUCCCUGCUCAACAACCACUUCUGCUCACUCAUGCAGGUGGAGAUUGACAGGUUCCAGGACAGCAUGCGCGUGCUGCGUGACUACUACUACAGCAUGGGGGGCUCGGGGCUGCCCGUGGGGCCUGACUUCACCGUCAUCCCCCUGCUGGACAUCGUGGAGGAGGAGGAGGAGGUGGCCGAGGUCACCGACAAGUCCCCACGUUCCCCACCCUCUGACAAGACCAGCAGAAGUGUCACAGAUGAACCAGAAGAGAAAAAGGCAGAGGAGAAAAAAACUAAAAUUGUCCCUCUGAUUCCUAGGAGGCCCGCGACAGCAGACUCGACCAAGCAGAAGGGCACAUCACAAGUUGAUGAGAAGAUGCUCAAUGACAUCUAUCAGGCUGCCAUUACCGCCAUCAAUAACCUGAUGCAGGCGGAGAUUCAUCAGCAGGAGCUGGAGGAGAGUAAAGACCAGCGGGCGGUGGAGAGGGAGAGGCAGCUACGCAUGUCACAGGCCUCCGCAGCUGCCAACUCAGCCAAGGACAAGAAGAAAGGAGGAGCCAAGAAGAAACCCCCAUCUCCAGUGCAGGAGCCCAGUCCCCCCCCAGCUGCUGACGCGCCGGAUGCCCAGAAGCUGGCCAUCAGGGCCAAGAUACGUCAGGAGUACAUGGCCGCACUACAGCAUGAAGAGAGUGCAGUGAAGCAGCGUGUGGAGCUUGUGAGGCAGCAGGCGGUGGAGACGGUGAAGAGCCUGCAGAGCAGAGCUGAUCUCACCUACAGACGGCUGGAGGAGUGGCUUAGCGCCCGCUUCAUAGCAGAGAUGGCCAGCAUAGACCAGCUGGCCGAGGUGGUGCGCCACCACAUCGAGUCGGCCUCCAAGAUCCAGCACGAGCUGGUGCUGUCCUGUAAUGACUUCUAUUUGGACGGAGACCUGCGUGUGUUGGCCAGCCCCAGCCCCCCUCCACGCCCGCUCCCCAGGGAGAAGGCCACAGACAGCACCCUCACAAUCCUCCAGCUGCAGGACUUCUACAACCAGAUGCUCAAGGUCGCCCCCUCAGGCAUAGUGACCAGCAGUGAGUUCCAAGACAUCCUGAAGGAGAUGACCUCCAUGAACGUGGGGGACAGUGACCUGCCAGAUGCCUGGAUGAACAUCUCAGAGGCUCAGAUGCUGGAGAUGGCAAAUGUGCUGGCGCAGGACUCUGAGGUGCUGGACUGGCGUCUGUUCCUGCUGUCUGCAGCGCUGCCUUGGCCUCUGGCCUCCAAGCAGCAGCUGCUGCAGCUCCUGACCAGCUACCAGACUGCAGACCCGCAGGCCACCGGCUACAUCACACAGGAGCAGUACAUGCAGACUGAGCUGUGGUUUGGCACGGAGGACUCUGAAGCCGUUCCUGAGGACCCCUCUGAGCCUCUACCCUACAACAGACUGGCCAACUUGAAGAAGUUCUUCUUCACGUUGUUUGCUGUGCCUGGCUCGUGCCCAGCGCGCCUGGACUACCUGAGGAUGCUGCUGGGUCUGGCGGCCCACAGGGACCCGGUCCAGGGCUUCAUCCGCGCCCUCGGCCUGCUCACCGGACAGCCCCUGCACUGCCAGCGCAAUCUCAGCCCCCUGAUCAAGUCUGUGCUGUACCUGGGCGAAGAGACUGAGGAGGUGGUGAAGGCCGAGGAGGAGGAGGAGGAGGAGGAGAAGGAGGCAGCGAGCCCGGUGGAGCCAGACGGGGGAGGUGGAGGGGGAGACGGGGUGUCCCUGAGCGCCCUGCUGGACACACUGUGCCCCCAACACCACAGCACAGCCGCCAGCCACGACCGCCUCUACCCCAGCCAGCGGAGCAGGGACGAGUACAAGGAGGAGCUGCUACAGGUCUAUAAAGAUCUGGGUCUGGGUGCGGAGGAGAGGGCUCCCUUCUCACGGCUGGCUCAACAUCCCUGGAUGCAGAAUGUGAUGGAGAGCCUCCCUCUAUACCACCUCCCUGAUAUCCAUAGGAUCCUUUAGGACCUCAGCAGUGUGAAGAGGGGGGACCGAUCAGGAUCCCUCAGGUCAUGAACUACAGACGUCAUAUUUUAAAAACACCCGGAGCCCACAAAUAAAGUUGGUUAUUAUUCUAUAUAACACGUACAAGAUGCUGUGUGCACACUACAAUUCAGUAACAAGACAAAAUCAUCUCUCUCGGGCCUUAAUAAACUUCAUUCAUGCAGUCUGCAUAAUGCCAUUAUAAAAAACAUGUUUUUUGGGGAUAACUAAAAAUAUUGGUGCAUUGGUGCAUAACAGCAUUAUCUGUGAAUGGUGUGCAGUUCUGAGGAGAAUACAGGUCGAUAGUACAUGGCUUAGAUAUAUUCAUUGAGACACACACACACAUACACACAUGCACACACAUACGAGCACUGCACAAUCUCCUGUCCCAUACCCCAUUCCACAGUCUGAAUUGGCUCCACAAAUGCACUCAAAGCCCACAUUUCCUCUACGUUUGUUAAGUCUGAUGUGGUAUAGCCCGUUAAGACACAGCGUUAUGAAUUUGCUGUUACCAGGAUGGUAAUGACCAAGUCGUAGUGCGUUACUUAAGGCCCUGUGUUAUGUUAUGGUAUUGUAGAACUAUGUUACUUCACUGUUCAAUGACUAUUACAGUGUGCCACUGGAGGUACGGUGUGCAUUAAGGGGCUACGACCCCGUUUAGGCGUUUUGUGUAAUUCCAUCUUGAUUUAUGAUGAUGUAACAUCUUUUUAGGCACAUGUUGCCAAAGCACAAUUUAAAAUGUAAACAGGUAAACUGACAAAAAAUAUCCCUUUAUCCACAUAGCAAACAUACAGUACGUUCGUUCGUAUCAAGAAGUCCAUAUAUUUAAUUCACUAUCACUUGUACAAAUAGACACUAAUGCGGCUUAUAACCAUGCUGUCACUAGCAAGUAUAUUCAAUGCUUUGUGCUUUUGACUACAGUUCUCAUUGUGGUUUCAUGUAAUCAUGCCCCAUGUUACCAUACGAACAUCUUAAUUCUGCAACGAUGAAUGGUUUCAAUAAAAUUAUCCUUUAUGGGUACUUCA